Molecule: messenger RNA, 2804 nt
Organism: Carassius auratus (goldfish)
Lineage: Eukaryota; Metazoa; Chordata; Actinopteri; Cypriniformes; Cyprinidae
Product: fatty acyl-CoA reductase 1-like
Exons: 13
Coding region: 1257-2804 (515 amino acids)
Biological process (GO): long-chain fatty-acyl-CoA metabolic process
Cellular component (GO): peroxisome
Molecular function (GO): alcohol-forming very long-chain fatty acyl-CoA reductase (NADP+) activity
Source: RefSeq, a predicted model, not a curated record
UGUGCCAAUUCAUACAGUGUUUACAUUUUAUCAUUGAUUGUAAUUGGAGCUCUACAAUUCAAAUCUAAAACAUGCUCAAUUUUUAGUGUUUAAAUCAGGUGUGUUUAGUAAAUAUGAUCCAGUUCAAAAAAAUUGCAUUUGUAAUGUCUAUCUGACAUCCCUGCCCAUGUGUGCAUUGCUUUGUGAAUAUAUCUAAUCUUCGUGUGCGUGUGUAUAUAGAACAUUUUAUAAUUUGUCCCUCAAUAAUAAUCUGAUUCUGCAAGAUUUAGAAGGAACAGUUCACCCAGAAAUGGAAAUAAUGCGCUAUUUACUCACCCUUAGUCCAUCCAAGAUGUACAUGAGUUGUUUCCUCAUUAAAACAGACUUGGAAAAAGUUAGCGUCAAAUCACAUGCAGAAUAUUAUUGAUAGUUUGAAAUUAAAGCACGUCUUGAUUGAAUUUAUUCUUACAGGAUUGUAGCAUUUCGCUUCACAAGAUGUUAGAUGAGGGACUGCAGUGCUGUGGAUUAAUUUAGAGGUUUUCUUAAGAUGCUUGGACCCUAAUUCUGACGGCACCCAUUCACUGUAAUGCAAUCCCAAAAUUCUCCAAAUCUGUUCCCCAUGAAGAAACUAAAUCUUCUAUAUCUUGGAUGUCCUGAGGGCGGGUACAUUUUCAGCACAUUUGUAUUUUUGGGUCAACUAUUUCAGUCAGCUUUUAUAGCUUUGUGAAAAAUUUGGUUCAUUGUACAGACUUUCCAAUUUCUGAACUUGUAAAAAGGUCAGCUUUUAAAUUUCUCUGUUUGUUAGUGAUGUAAUGAGCAUCGUUUCAACAUGCAAGGGUAUCACUGCUUAAUGUAAAUAUUCAAAGUACUUUAUUCUGAAACUUUGGAUGCAUAAAGACAUUUGAGAAAUGUACUUUUGGGUAUUUGACGCAUGACAUGACCUGGUCUCUGCAUCUGAUUGGAUGAAAGAUUAAUGUUAAUGUAACCCCAGUUGCUCACUUGAGGCCUGUGUGUUUGAUGCUCAAUCACUGUAUCUGUAGUAAGUUCAGUGUUGGAGUAUUUCUAGACGUUCUUCCAACUGCAUCCUCUGAUAGUGAAGUGGACAAGCAUUGACGUGCGUUUCUGUGUCAUCAUAACCAUCUGGACUGAGAGAGGCGCGGUCACUACAGUUCUGUGAAGCGCGCGCACGCGAGAGAGAGGGAGAGACGCGCUGUAGCGGCUCGGAACAUCUUCACCCGGCGUGAUUCAUCUUCAAGUAUUCGUCUCUCGCUGUCAUCAUGGCCUCGAUCUCGGAGUGGUACGCGGGGAAGAACGUGCUGAUCACCGGAGCCACGGGCUUCAUGGGGAAGGUGCUGAUGGAGAAACUGCUGCGCUCCUGUCCAGACGUGAAGGCCCUCUACAUCCUCGUCCGGCCCAAAGCGGGUCAGUCUAUGUCCGAGCGCGUCCAGGACAUGAUGAAGUGUAAGCUGUUCGACCGCGUGCGUGAGGAUAAUCCUGACUUUCAUCAGAAGAUCGUCCCCAUCAGCAGUGAGCUCACUCAGCCCGGCCUGGCCAUCAGUCCGGAGGAUGUGAAGACGCUCACUUCCUGUAUACACAUCGUCUUCCACUGCGCCGCCACCAUCCGCUUCGACGAGGCCCUGAAGCAUGCGCUGCAGCUGAACGUCAUCUCCACGCAGCAGCUCCUCUCUCUGGCGCAGCAGAUGCAGCAGCUGCAGGCCUUCAUCCACAUCUCCACCGCCUACGCCAACUGCAACCGCAGACACAUCGACGAGGUCAUCUACCCUCCUCCGGUCGAGCCCAAGAAACUCAUCGACUCUCUGGAGUGGAUGGAUGACAGCAUGGUCUGUGACCUCACACCGCGUCUGAUCGGUGACCGGCCGAACACUUACACCUACACUAAAGCUCUGGCCGAGUGUGUGGUGCAGCAGGAGAGCGGCCGACUCAACAUCGCCAUCAUACGGCCGUCCAUCGUGGGAGCCAGCUGGCAGGAGCCGUUCCCCGGUUGGAUAGACAACUUUAAUGGACCGAGUGGCAUUUUCAUUGCUGCUGGGAAGGGCAUCCUGCGCACCAUGAGAGCCAGUAAUGACGCGGUGGCCGAUCUGAUUCCUGUAGAUGUGGUGAUAAACCUGACGCUGGCGGCCGGCUGGUACACCGCGGUGCACAGACCGAAAACUGUGCUUGUGUACAACUGCACCACCGGAGGCAUUAACCCUUUCCACUGGGGCGAGAUCGAGCAUCACGUGAUGUCCACGUUCAAGAGGAAUCCUCUGGAGCAGGCUUUCCGUCGGCCGAACGCCAACAUCACGUCCAAUUACCUGAUCAACCAGUACUGGACCCUCGUGAGCCACAAGUUCCCCGCGCUCCUCUACGACCUGAUCCUGCGACUGUCCGGACAGAAACCUCAGAUGAUGCGUAUUUUCAACCGUCUGCACAAAGCCAUCGGUCUCCUGGAGUACUUCAGCAGUCAGGACUGGGAGUGGAACUCAGACAACAUGAACAUGCUGAUGAACCAGCUGAGCGCCGAGGACAGGAGGACCUUCAACUUUGACGUCCGUCAGCUGAACUGGCCCGAGUACAUCGAGAACUACUGUAUCGGCACCAAGAAGUACGUUCUGAACGAGGACAUGUCUGACAUCCCGGCGGCCAGACAGCACCUGAGGAAGCUGAGAAACAUCCGAUACACGUUCAACACGCUGCUGCUGGUCUUCAUCUGGCGCGUCUUCAUCGCUCGCUCUCAGAUGGCCAGGAACAUCUGGUACUUCGUCGUGAGUCUGUGCUUCAAGUUCCUGUCCUACUUCAGGGCUUCCAGCACUCUGACCCAAUGA